Messenger RNA from Scatophagus argus, 4892 nucleotides. It is a transcript of the gene ptprc, whose product is annotated as protein tyrosine phosphatase receptor type C. The transcript is spliced from 33 exons. The coding region runs from base 246 to 4415 and encodes 1389 amino acids. The record is from RefSeq and is a predicted model, not a curated record. Gene Ontology annotation, molecular function: protein tyrosine phosphatase activity; protein binding. Gene Ontology annotation, biological process: protein dephosphorylation; positive regulation of peptidyl-tyrosine phosphorylation; negative regulation of protein kinase activity. NCBI's taxonomy places the organism in Eukaryota, Metazoa, Chordata, Actinopteri, Scatophagidae.
GCGUGUGACAUCACUCCCACUUGCUUGACUUGAAACCAGAGGCGAGGUUUAGGGUUUGGGGAACAAGUCCAGGAAGCUGUGCCAACUGAUAAGACAGAAAACGUAUGUAGCUUAAAACAGACGUUUUUAACCUAUUAUUUUAGGGUUCGGUUUAGAAUUGGAAAUACAGCUUCGAUUUGGCGUGUGCAUUUUUGCCCGUUGGUAUACUGUAUGGUGUGUAGCGGUACACACCCUGACUCCCGGACAUGGCAGGUCUCUGUGGUCUGAAGACCCUGCUGCUCUGGGCUGGAAUCAUUGCUUGGAUCAACUGUCAGUCCCCACAAAAAACCAGUUCAUCAGACGAAUCCUCAUCUCCACGCACUGUGACAGAAGCUUCUGCCACGCCUUCAGUCACUUCCCACACACCUCCACUCACCUCGCCAACCCCCUUCUCAGACCCCUCGGUUAAGGCAGCUGACACAUCUGCCACCACACAAGCCCCUCUAUCUGCACAGUCCAUCUCACCCGUCUCACCUCCACGCACCGCGACAAAUUCCACUUUUCGCUCAGAAACCAGUUUAUCAGACGAAUCCUCAGCUCCACGCACUGUGACAGAAGCUUCUGUCACUUCCCUCACACCUCCACUCACCUCGCCAACCCCCACCUCAAACUCCUCGGUUCAGGCACUCGAUUCAGCUGACACAUCUGCCAAUCAGUCAUCUCCUGCAAACACCUCAGACUCACCCACAACCACUUCAACCAACCAGACACCAGACUCUCAGUCAAACUCUUCUCAAAACCAGACCUCACCUCCAAUCACCACCUCAUCUACCAGCCAAGCCACCACACAAGCCCCUCCAUCUGCACAGUGUGAUUACACUGUAACACCCAUCAAGUUUGGCUUCCAGAUCAACAUCACAAGCUCUACCAAUGGUACCUACACCAUAAACAUUGAGGAAGAAGGCCUAACUCGGGGACAGACUCAGUACCAUCAGCAUCAGCACUCCAAUCAAAGCUCAUCACUUGAAAUCCAGCACCUGAAGCCGUGUACUGAAUAUAAACACAGUGUGACAUUUAUUGAUAAUAACGGCAACGAAACAUCAUGUUACCACGCUGGAAAUAAAACUAAAACAAUUGACAUGAGUCAAAAUGACAUUAAAGAAGUUGAGAGAUGCUCCCCUGGAUAUGUUUGUUACCACAGUGAUUGGAACAUCACGUCCUCAUUAUCAGCAUCAAAUAAUAAUCCAGCUGAGUCAUGCAUGAACGACAGUAAAACGUUGUGCAUCGAACUUAACAACAAUGACUUUUGCUCAGAUCUGACAGUCAACUUCGCUUCAGGAAACUGUCCUUCCUUUAGCCUCACCAAAAGCAUCAGUAUUGAUUUCUUAAAUCCAAGUAAAAUAACAACAACAGUUCAAAAUAAACUUCCUGGGGACAUAAAAGUGGAUUUAGCUGCAAACUGUAAUGUCACAGAUGAUUACACAUGUGUGGAAUCUGGAAAUUCCAACAAGUACAAGACCCCGUCGGAGCUGGAGCCCUUCACAGACUACAGAUGUGUCGGCCACAUUAAGGACAACGUCACCGUGAUAAACAUACCUGCUUUUAACGUGACGAUUGACUGUAAUGUUACGAUAACCACUGAGCCGAAACGUGUCACCAAUACAAGCGUUGAUUGGAGUUGGACCACCAAGAGCAUCAACUGUUCUCACCUUUCUAAACUAGAGAAGUUUUCUUACAACUGUAGUUGUUCACCUACUGGCCACAAAGGUGAUGGAGGUCGAGUUGGAAAAUAUUCAAAAGAAGGAAAAUGUAUUAUUUCUGGACUGACACCAUACACCAGUUACACCUGUGGAGCCCAACCCACCUACAACAACGUUAAGACACCUUCUGAAAUUCCACUUCCUGACAUUGAAACUAAGCCUGGAAUACCAGAAAAAACUCCUAAAGUGACGCUGACCGUUCUAGACCAUAAUGUCAUUAAAGUAACCUGUCACCUUGUAAAAUCUUUUUAUGGACCCAAAAAGGAAUACAUUGCAAGACUUCAUUAUGAUAGUGACCCUGAGAACGAGAUACAAGAAAAGAAAGAGGAAAAAUGUGACUUUGAAUUCAGAGAUCUAAGUUACUUAACAGCCUACAAAGUGAAGGUGACUACUUACAAUGGAGAAUUAGAGAGUGAGCCUGUCACAAAAGGUGUUUCCACUCAAUACGACAGCAAAGCUCUGAUCGGGUUUCUGGUCUUCCUCAUCAUUCUCACGUCUGUUGCUCUGCUUUUUGUCACCUACAAGAUUUACAUUCUCAAGCGCAGAAAGUCCCGUGACAUGACUGAAACCUUGAUGCUUAUCUCAACAACAAAUGAUGAGGAGAACCUGUUGACUGUUGAGCCGAUCGCAGCAGAGGUCCUGCUGGAAACCUACAAGCGGAAGCUGGCUGAUGAGGGAAGACUUUUCUUGGCUGAGUUUCAGAGCGUCCCCAGGAUAUUCUCAAGGUACACUGUGAAAGAGGCCAAAAAGCCCUACAAUGCGCCCAAGAAUCGCUAUGUGGACAUCCUGCCAUAUGAUUAUAACCGUGUCCAUCUGACCACCGGAAAUGGAGAGACAGGAUGUGACUACAUCAAUGCCAGCUUCGUUGAUGGGUACAAGGAAUCCAAAAAGUACAUUGCAGCUCAAGGGCCGAAGGAUGAGACUGUGAGUGACUUCUGGAGGAUGAUCUGGGAGCAGCAGUCCUCUAUCAUCGUCAUGGUAACACGCUGUGAAGAAGGAAACAGGAUCAAGUGUGCGCAGUAUUGGCCGUCUCCAGAGCGAGAGACGGAGAUCUUUGAAGAGUUUAUAGUGAGGCUGACCUCAGAGGACCAGUGUCCGGAUUACACCAUCCGCCGUCUCUCCCUAACUAACAAGAGGGAGAAGAACUCAGAGAGGGAGGUGACCCACAUCCAGUUCAUUAGCUGGCCAGACCAUGGCGUCCCAGAGGAAGCACAUCUCCUCCUAAAACUGAGGCGGCGCGUCAAUGCUUUCAAAAAUUUCUUCAGCGGCCCCAUCGUCGUUCACUGCAGCGCGGGAGUCGGCAGGACUGGCACCUACAUCGGCAUCGACGCCAUGAUGGAAGGUCUGGAGGCAGAAGGCAGAGUGGACGUCUACGGCUACGUAGUCAGACUCCGCAGACAGAGAUGUCUCAUGGUUCAAGUAGAGGCACAGUACAUCUUGAUUCACCAGGCACUUCUGGAGCACAAUCAGUUUGGAGAGACUGAGAUCACCCUGUCUGAGCUCCACAGCACACUGAGCACGCUCAAACAGAAAAACGCAGACAACGAACCCACCUUACUGGAGGAUGAGUUUGAGAGACUCCCCACUUAUAAAAACUGGAGGACAUUCAACACUGGGAUCACAGAAGAAAACAAGAAGAAGAAUCGCUCUUCAUCUGUCAUCCCAUAUGACUACAACCGGGUGCUGCUGAAGCUUGAUGAAGGACGCAGUCGUGAUAGCGACCCUGACGACGAUGACGACGAUGACUCAACGGAUGAAGAGGAUGAGGAUUCCACUAAGUACAUCAAUGCCUCCCACAUAAAUGGUUACUGGGGCCCACGUGCCCUCAUCGCAGCACAGUCUCCACUGCCAGACACCAUGGCUGACUUCUGGACGAUGGUUUACCAGAAGAGAGCGUCGACUGUUGUCAUGCUCUCAGGCUGCAGUGAGGGAGAUAAGGAGUCUGACUGUGUCUAUUGGGACAAAGACAAGAAAACAUUUGGGGACUUUGAGGUAGAGGUGGUGAACACAGACACCUCCGCUGCUUUCAUCAGCCGCAACAUGGUGAUCCAUCAUGUCAAGAGGAAAGACAGUCGGUCGGUGAAACACUUCCAGUUCCUUAAGUGGGAGAACGUAGAGCUGCCAGAGAAACCUCAAGAUCUGACAGACAUGAUCAAGGACAUCAAGCGCAGCUGUGGCAGCGGCAAGUUGGCGAGGAGCGUGCCCAUUGUGGUCCACUGCAAUGACGGCUCGUCCCGUUCAGGGAUUUUCUGUGCUCUGUGGAACGUGCUGGACAGUGCUGAGACAGAGAAGCUGGUGGACAUCUUCCAGGUGGCCAAAACCCUACGCAAAGAGAGGCAGGGCAUGUUCUCCAGCCUGGCCCAGUACCAGUUCUUGUAUGACACACUGGAGGGCAUCUUCCCAGUCCAGAAUGGGGAAGUGAAAGCAGUACAGGCCUCUGCAGCCGACUCUGUGCAGAUUGUCAAUGAAACCAAAGCAGCGGAGCAGCCAGCUGAGGAAAAGGCUGAGCAGACAGUCAGCACUACCAGUAACGGCCAGCAGGGAGCAGAAGAAAGCGCUCCUCUCGAGGCUGGUGGAGGCCAGGAAGACAGAACAGAGGAGCCUAAAAAAGUUUCCACAGACAUGACACCACUGGAGGACACUAACAACGGUCCCACUGUCACUGUGGAGGGCUGAGAGGGGCACGGCUGUGCCUUUCACUCCUGGAAACCAGCGCUUCAGAGCUCAAUGCUUUUUCAAAAUGUAGUUCCUGAAUGUAUAAACAAUGUAAAGCUUUAACACAGUGUGUUUUUUGUUCAGGUCUGUUAAAGAAUUUGAUCAAAUGUUUUAAUGUCAAUUACCAAAAAAUGAAUGAAUUAAACUAAGUUAUAAAUAUUUUAGUAUUUUAGUAGAAAAUAAUUUCUGGGACCAGUUUACUGGAUGCUGUUAUCAAACUUUAGAAUUAUGGUAUAAUUAGAGAGACACUGGAUAAAAUAUUGUUUUAUACCCCUUUAUAUAUGAGUUAUGACUUAUGUAUUCAUUUACCCGCAAAAUGCACAGAUGCUAUGGUCAACGUUUUUAUACACCUCUUAUAACUGAAUAAUUUAGUCUUUAAGUUCAAAGUUUGUGAUGUGACACUGUGACAUUUCAUUAAAAGAGACGUACAAAGAGGAA